Aspergillus steynii IBT 23096 is the source of this 1060-nucleotide messenger RNA. Its product is annotated as putative short-chain dehydrogenase/reductase family protein. The transcript has a single exon. Lineage: Eukaryota; Fungi; Ascomycota; Eurotiomycetes; Eurotiales; Aspergillaceae. The record is from RefSeq and is a predicted model, not a curated record. Bases 74 to 1036 code for a protein of 320 amino acids.
UGCCUUUUUCCAUUCACCUCAGGUUGCUCCGAGUCCUCACAAUCAAUCUUCUUUCGAUUUCCUUCCAAUCGCCAUGUUUCGCUUCCUCCGCAGCCAGCUGAUGGUCACGCCCUCACUGCCCCCUUCCGCCUCCUUCACGGACCAAGUCGCCAUCGUCACCGGUGCCAAUGUCGGCCUAGGUCUCGAGGCAGCCCGUCAUAUCUCCCGUCUUGGUGCUCGUAAGGUCAUUCUUGCCGUGCGCAACGUUCUUUCCGGGGACGAAGCCCGUCGGUCGAUCGAGGAGUCCACCGGCCGAGUAGGAGUCUGCGAAGUUUGGCCCCUCGACCUAGCCUCUUACGCCUCAGUCAUCGCUUUUGCACAUCGCGCUCAGGCUCUACCACGUCUCGAUAUUGUGCUCGAGAAUGCCGCGGUUGCAACCACGGAGUUCCAGCUUGCCGAGGGUCAUGAGCUUAGUAUAACCGUCAAUGUCAUCAACACCAUGUUCCUGGCACUCCUACUCCUUCCUAAGCUCCGCGAAACGGCACGUCGAUCUCCUCUUCGCAAACCGCAUCUAACAGUAGUCGUUAGCGAGGCCCAUGCCUUCACCUCCUUCCCCGAAUGGCGACAGGAGUGCAUUUUCGAGGCUCUGGACGACAAUGGAGCCACCGACAUGAAUGAACGGUAUCCUACUUCGAAACUGCUGGAGAUUCUAGCCCUGCGCGAGUUGAUCGUUCGCAUGAGCGACGACGCGGUAAUAAUCAACAUGGUUAACCCGGGGCUCUGUCAUUCUCGGCUCUCGCGCGACGCUGGUAUGAGCAUGGCGAUCAUGAAGUUUUUUUUGGCCCGGUCAACCGAGGUAGGUAGUCGCACUUUAGUGACAGGAAUCGUAGCUGGCUCGGAGACGCACGGCAGCUAUAUGAGCAAUUGCCUUGUGGCGUCACACGAGCUGUCGGCUUUUGUGCGCAGCGAGGAUGGGGACACAGCACAAAAGAAGAUCUGGCAGGAGCUGUGCGAAAUGCUAGAGGUCAUCCAACCGGGGGUGACACGGAAUCUAUAGAAAAAGGCGAGUUGCAUGAACACG